CAGGCCUUGAAAGAAUACCGGAAGCUCUGUGAUGAGGAAGAAGUAGUUAGCAAGCUAAGCUUAAGAGUUUUAUUUUGUAAAAGUUGUAUAUUUGUUGUUAUUAAGACUACAUAACUAAAUCUUAACAAUGUCGGGAUCAUCCAGCAUCGUAGCGAUGAAGAAAGUCGUCCAACAGUUGCGUCUGGAGGCUGGCAUCAACAGAGUUAAGGUGUCCCAGGCCGCUGCGGACCUGCAGCAGUACUGCCUGCAGAACGCCCAGCAGGACCCUCUGCUCACCGGCAUGUCGUCCAGCAACAACCCGUUCAGACCGCAGAAAGUCUGCUCCUUCCUAUAGCACCCACACACACCGACACAUCGGGAGACCCCUCUGAUAUUUGGACAUUGUGGUGCCUUGUUGGACGUGUGCUGCAGGACCUGCGCUGUGGACUGGAAUCGUUCGGGAAUUUGGGGAUAAGCAACUAACCUAACAGUUUUUUACUUUUGCCUUUUGUAAAAUCUCAUAAGGAAACAUUUCCAGGUGCUGAUGUGGCACAAUGAAAAGUCUUAACCUCCUUGCUUGGAAGUAACUAACCCAUAUGUGCCUUUUCAAUUGUACAUUUUUCAUGUCUGAUUUUGAGAAUAAAUAAAUGGUAUUUACACAUUUUAAA
This is a messenger RNA of Sebastes umbrosus (honeycomb rockfish), 647 nucleotides long. RefSeq names its product guanine nucleotide-binding protein G(I)/G(S)/G(O) subunit gamma-5. The record is from RefSeq and is a predicted model, not a curated record. Lineage: Eukaryota; Metazoa; Chordata; Actinopteri; Perciformes; Sebastidae. Bases 128 to 334 code for a protein of 68 amino acids. Gene Ontology annotation, biological process: G protein-coupled receptor signaling pathway. Gene Ontology annotation, cellular component: heterotrimeric G-protein complex. Gene Ontology annotation, molecular function: G-protein beta-subunit binding. The transcript is spliced from 3 exons.